Molecule: messenger RNA, 3369 nt
Organism: Vespula pensylvanica (western yellowjacket)
Lineage: Eukaryota; Metazoa; Arthropoda; Insecta; Hymenoptera; Vespidae
Gene: Topors
Product: serine/arginine repetitive matrix protein 5
Exons: 7
Coding region: 294-3248 (984 amino acids)
Biological process (GO): protein monoubiquitination; protein polyubiquitination
Molecular function (GO): ubiquitin protein ligase activity; metal ion binding
Source: RefSeq, a predicted model, not a curated record
UUAGGGAAAUAUAAAAUUAUAUUACAAAAGGAUAACAACUAUUAACAGAUGGCGUUGCUAAAUCGGAAGAUGAACCUAUAUUUCUCUAGUCGAUUCUUAUAUCAUUUGUAUAUCCACAUGCGGUACCAACUGAACGUAUCCUGCGUUAGUUUUUGCCUUAUGGUCGUCGAUGUCGUGAGUCGUAAAAAAAGUCAGUUUCACGUCAAACAGUAUUGAAUUUCAUCAAAAAUUUAUACAUUUUCUGUUAUCUAUUGUAAGAUGAUUGUUUGAACAAUAUAAAAUAUCAAAUUACCAUGGAGGGUCCAGUGCAAGUAAAAGAUUCUACCUCUGCUACUGCAGAACCAAUUAAGUCUGAAGGAGUUGUACAAAGUUCUGAUAGCAGUGAAAGAAGUGAAGGAGCGGCCUCUCCACCUCCUAAUUGCAGUAUCUGUCUUGGAAAACUUAUCAACACAUCGUUUACUGACAGUUGCUUACAUCAAUUUUGUUUUAAUUGUUUAUUACAAUGGUCUAAAAUAAAAACAGAAUGUCCAUUAUGUAAACAAACUUUUAAAUCAAUCAUACAUAAUGUAAGAUCAGAAGAAGAUUAUGAUCAAUACCAUGUACCACGCGAAUUAGCAUCUCAAAUUUCCCAACCUCCAGUUAUGGCAAUCCAGCAUUUAGAUGUUAAUUUUGAAGUAGAUGGAAAUUGGGAUGUUGGUUUACGCCGUUUUUUCUAUAGAACAACCAUGACUGAUAAUCGUCGUCGUGAAGCCAUGUCAAACACUGAACAGGCAAGAGAACAAAUACCAGUUAUGCAGCCACAGGUUUCAAGAGAGGAACAUAGGGCUAGACGCAUGAAUCCUACAUUGCGCCGUGCUAUAUACACACAUGGAAUAUGGGCUACUUCAUUACCUGGACGUUUUGGAUUUGGACGUUUUCAAGAAUGUAGUGCUGAAUAUUACCGGAGAUAUCCAAGAGAAUUAGAUCGUCUUGUUCCAUGGUUAAACAGAGAAUUACAUAUAUUAAUUAAUAAUAGACCAGCACAUAUUCCAUAUGUUUUAAGAACUAUUAUGGAUGCACUAACACAUCAUGAUAUUAGAAGUCUUCAAUUCCAAAAUAUUGUGCGGCCAUAUUUUGGUGUACAUACAGAACAUUUUAUACAUGAGUUAUUCAAUUUUGCAGGGACUAAUUAUGAUAUAGUUGGAUAUGACCAUGCUGUUACUUACUUAUUUCAAGGUUUAUCAAGAGAUUAUGUUCCACAUGUUGUUUCACCUGUAUCUAGCAGUAGUAGUACUUCUUCCGAUGAUUCAGACGUUCAUGUACUUGAUGAAGCAAUUGAUUUACGUGUAAAUGCUGAAUUACCUGGCGUAGGACCACACCCAGUUAAUAUGCCUGGACCUAGUACUGUCGGACAAGCUUUUCAAUUGGAAAUGCCAUACAAUGUACCAGAUGUUUUGACAAUAUCAUCUGGAUCUUCAGAUGACGAAUGUGAAGUGAUCUGUUAUGUCAAACCUCGUCAUGAAAGAACACCUGAGAUUAUAGAACUAGUCUCUUCCGAUCCUGAGGAUACAAAUACAGCUUAUGUAUCUAAUGAUAAUGUAGAACCUGUGCGAACUUCUAUUUACGAGGAUCCUCAACCUAGUACAUCAUAUGGUUGUAAGAAAGGACCAUCUAAUAAGGUAACUAGUGAAAUCUUAAGGACUAAUAUCUCGGAAACAUCAUCUUCUUCAAGCGAUAAUUCGUCAGAUAGUGAUUACAAUCCUAGAAGAAGCAGACAAUGUCGAAAUCAUAUAAAGAAAUCGUCAAAGAAAAAAAUCAAUAAUAAAAGACGUAAACACAGUAAUUUCAAGAAUCGUAAAAGAAUAGAUAGUAGUGUUUCAAGUUCAGGUGAAAGUGAUUUCAGAAAUAAAAGUAGUAGAAGAAGUAGUCAACGCGGAAAAAUAAAACCAUAUAGUUCUAGCGAAUCUAGUUUGGAAGAAGAUAGAAGGAAGAAAUUAAAUGAAGUAAAAUCAAGAAAAGAAAUAAAUUCAAUUAAAGGUACAGUAAAUGUGCGUAAGGAUUUAAUAAAAAAAGAAGAAAGAUACAAUGAAGGAAAUAAUGUCUUUAAUAACAAUAAUGGCAACUGUACUAAUAGCAGCAGUGGUAGCAGUAGUAGCAGUAGCAGCAGUAGUAGCAGUAGCAGCAGUAGCAGUAGCACUACUAGUACUAGUAAUAGCAGCAGUAGUAGCGGAAGUGAAACAUAUAAUGAAAGUAAAGAAACUCACAAAUUUGAACUUCUACAACAGAAGUCAAGAAUUAAAAGUUCUAUAAGCUCACGAGUUUAUGAUAUUGAGAAAACUGAAAGAGAAGGGAGAAAUAAAUUCAGAAUAAUAACUGAUACAACAUUAUUAAAUAAUUCUAGACAAAAUUAUAAAUACAAGGAAAACAAACGAUCUAGAACCAGAAGUACUAGCGAAUCUUCGCACAUGCAGAAAAAAAACAAAAGAUCAAACUGUAGAAAACGACAAGUUUAUAAAUAUAAGAAUGAAUACGAAAGUGAAGAAGUAAAUAACUCCAUGAAGAUAGAUUUCUUAAACAGAGAGAAUAUUCCGUGUUCCAGUAGCCAAUUUAACAAUUAUUCAGAUAGAUUAUAUAAACAUAAAAGAAGAUCUAGACGUAGGGAUUUAUGUAAAAAUAAAAAGAGAAAAUGCUCUCGUAGUAGAUCACGUAGCAGAUCUCGAAAUAGAUCCCGUAGCAGAUCUAGCAGAUCUAGCAGGUCUCAUAACAGAUCUCGCAGCAGAUCUUUUAGUAGAUCUCUUAACAGAUCAAGUAGCAGGUCUCGUAGCAGUUCUCGUAGUCGUUCUCGUAGUCGUUCUCGUAGUCGUUCUCGUAGUCGUUCUCGUAGUCCUUCUCGUAGUCUUUCUCGUAGUCGUUCUCGUAGUCAUUCUCGUAGUCGUACUCAUAGUCGUUCUCAUAGUCGUUCUCGUAGUCGUUCUCGUAGUCGUUCUCGUAGUCGUUCUCGUAGUCGUUCUCGUAGUCGUUCUCGUAGUCGUUCUCGUAGUCGAUCUUCCAUCUCUAAUUCAAGUAUAACAAAUUCAGUAAUUUCAUCUAUAAGUGAAACAUGUUCAAUACCAAAACAUUCCGACUCAAAAAAUAGUUUAUCCAACAAAGAGAAGCGCAGAUUACAUAAAAGUCAUAAAAAAUCAAAAUAUCGAAGAUCGCGAUCAAAAUCAAGAUCUAAAAAGCAGAAACGUCGUGUCAGAUGGUCUUAUAGCUCUGACACGGAUUAAUUUCCUUCAUAUAACUUAUUAAUCUUCUCAAUUAUAAAUUAGAUUUAUUUGUAAUACAGUUGCAAUGUAUACUAUGAAGAAUGGCUUAUUAUUUUAAUGUUAUCUCACUAUAACAAUUGUU